ACCCGCGUCAUACUUCGGAUGGUGUGAAGUAGAAGCAGUAUCCAUUUUACUGUUCUGUGAACAAGUACACAAGUCCGCAAGAAUGGUGAUAAUUCAUAUAAAACCAUCUAUUGUUGAUCCCCUGAAGGGGAAAUAUACUAAAGGUUUAUGGUCCAAACUAAAAACUCUACAUACUGCCAUGGCAAAAGCUAACCCAUUAGUAACAUAUUAUUCGUAUAUUUUUAUCCCAUUUACGAUAGUUGUGCCUAUAAUCCUUUAUUUUGGACACCGAAACGAACAGUAUAUUCCAAAAUAUUACGAGUAUAUCUACAUUAUUAGACCAGACGAUCCUAGAGUUCAACGUAUUAGAAAAGAUGAUAGUUUACGUCUUAAUCCCACUUUCAUGUUAGAUAGCAUACAUAUGCCUGGUACGAUAUAAUUUUGCUUUAAAAGAAAUUAGUAGUAAAUAAAUAUUUGCUGUCAAACAAAAACUCAACAUACGAUUGUAUAUUACUUUACAAUCUUAAAUCGUUUUAAGGAACAUAAAAACGUAAAUAAAUUUACUCAUACAUGUUAUGUGAUUCAUACAGUGGUAUAAAUAAAUGUAUAUUGAUAUUAUUA
Molecule: messenger RNA, 600 nt
Organism: Frieseomelitta varia
Lineage: Eukaryota; Metazoa; Arthropoda; Insecta; Hymenoptera; Apidae
Exons: 3
Coding region: 83-418 (111 amino acids)
Source: RefSeq, a predicted model, not a curated record